This is a messenger RNA of Gilbertella persicaria, 1181 nucleotides long. RefSeq lists its product as uncharacterized. The transcript has 7 exons. The record is from RefSeq and is a predicted model, not a curated record. NCBI's taxonomy places the organism in Eukaryota, Fungi, Mucoromycota, Mucoromycetes, Mucorales, Choanephoraceae. The coding region runs from base 105 to 1181 and encodes 358 amino acids. Gene Ontology annotation, cellular component: Golgi apparatus.
UGUAAGUGUGUGUAUCACAAGGCGUUGUAAAUUCAAUAUAGCUUCAGGAGCUGCAACACAAAGCUCCUUUUUUUCCUUUUCUUUUCUCUUUUUCAUAUCAAGACAUGGUAACAAAGCAAAAAAUUAAAGAUCGAAUACAUCAGUCCAAAUGGACAAAACUCUAUAUUUUAGCUGCUUGCUGUCAAGGCAUUACUAUCAUUGUUCUUCAGGCAGUCAUUGCUUAUUAUAAUACUGCACAAAUUAACAAAGGACUUGAAUCAGAUUCUAUUCAAGCCUAUGGCCUGAAUGCAUCAGAACAAGACUCCAUCGUACUAGCUAUUGCAAGAUUUAAGCGUAUCAUGUGGGAAAACAUUGCAUUUAUUAGUUUUCAAAUAUGGUUUGUGGCUAUGUCUUUUGACGCUACUGUGUACCAAAAUGCGGUUGAAGUCAUUGCUCUCAUGCUUAUCAAUUUAGCCUUGUCCCUUUUUGGUGCUUUAGAAGUCAUAGAUGGCAAGAAGUGGUUAACCAUCUUGACAGAUAUCAAGACAAAUCACAAUAUACCACUGGAUACAACACCUAUCCAGACCGCUCUUUAUGUAGAAAUUGCGUUAUCAAUUUUUGUGGGAUUGUAUGCAUCAUUGUUUGCUUAUUUGUCCUAUGCCGUUGUUCGAGAAUUUGGUUGGGUUAUUUACAAGAAAAUAGGUGCAGAUCUUUCAGUUCAACGCAUGUAUCGUACAAUGCAGUUCUUUGUACUUGCUCUCAAGAUAAAUAUCUUUACAGAGUUCUUAGUAUCUGUAUUUUAUUUGAUUCAAUUUGCUCUUAAAAGUGGAUUUAGUUCAUGGACAAGUUAUGUCUUUGUUGUGAUUACUAUUCUUAUUUUGCCUUUAUUGUGUUUUGGACGUAAUGCUAUCUCAAAAGAAAGUACGGCUCAAAUGGUUCUGUUUAUCUUAUUUCAAUUCUGUGUUAUAUUCCAAUUGGUUUUGAUUGCUAUUGAAGCCACUGACAAGCGAGAUUAUUGGUAUAUUUGGUUAUGCUUCAUCAUUCUUGGCAUGUUGGUUGCAGUGUUAACCAUCGUUUUGGCCAGUUGUUGUAUGUAUAAUUUUGACAAAGGACUCAAGCCUUAUGUUCAACGAGGAACUGAAAAGAAAGAAAUGGUACAAUUACCAAAAGAAAGUAAAGAAUGGAAUAUUGAUGAAGAAUAA